AUGGGACCGUGGCUUCUUCUACUGAGCUCCGUGGCCGGGGGGCUUGCAGCAGCUACCGGGAAGGCGAAGGGUAACUGCAAGUGUGCUCCUACAGACGCAUGUUGGCCGUCAGAUGGGCUGUGGAAUUCCCUCAAUGCCACAACCAAGGGUCAUCUGAUCAAGACCGAGCCCGAGGCGAUAUCUUGCUACCCUGGUCCCAAGCAGGACGCUGAGAGGUGUGAGGUCGUCGACGCCAGCUGGACACUGCAAAGCUUCCAAAGCUCAAGUCCAGUAGGACUGAGCUAUCCAAUCAACGAGACAUGUCCGCCUAUCAACGUCACGGCAGGGGAGACUCCAGGCACCUGCACGUUGGGCACGAAUCCAUGGUACGCUGUAAGCGCAUCGUCAACUUCAGACGUCGCUACGGCAAUCAAGUUUGCAAAGAACCACAACGUCCGUCUUGUCAUCAAGGACACUGGUCAUGACAUCCUGGGCCGGUCGACCGGCUACGGCAGUCUGGAGAUCUGGGUUCGAAGCCUGCGAACUGGCCUCACAUUCCAGCCCAAGUACAAAUCGUCAUGCAAGACGAGUGCAUGGACCGGAGCCGCUAUCACCGUCGGUGGAGGUUACACGUUCAACGAUGUCUACAAGGUUGCAAAAGCCAACAAUGUCGUCGUCGUGGGCGGUGGAACACCCUCCGUCGGUGCAUUAGGCGGAUGGAUGCAGGGUGGAGGCCAUGGCCCAGCGUCUAGACAAUUUGGACUGGGAGCGGAUCAGGUACUCGAGGCCGAGGUUGUGACGGCGGAUGGCAAAGUGAUCACAGCUUCGCCGUGCUCGAACUCAGACGUAUACUGGGCUAUCCGCGGCGGCGGACCGGGAACGUACGGCGUGGUCACCAAGACGGUCAUAAAGGCGUACCCAAUGGUCAACGUGCAGGUCCAGCACGUCGCCAUCGCACCACUCAGCGACAACACGAGCGCCUUGCUGGACGCAAUUGCUAUCCUCUGGGAAGCCUAUCCCGACCUGAACGACGCCGGAUAUGCUGGCUACGGCACCUGGUCCAUCAGUCAACCAACGCCGCUCUUUGCAACAUUCACAGCAGGCUACGUUCACGGCUUCUACACCUUCGACAAGACAGUAUCCUACGCCAAGUCCACGUUCGAGCCAACGCUGCAGAAGCUCCUGCCUUACAACGGCACCUCACUCUUCAUAUCCGUCGACUACGUCUCCUAUCCUGACUACUGGUCCUUCUACAAUACAGAAUCCGGCGUCGAGCCACCAGUCGGCACCGGCUCAGCACUAAGCUCCCGCCUCUUCUCUCGCUCCGCCGUGCAAGACGACACCGCCGGUCUGCGCAGCAUGCUCGACGUCAUCGCCGGCACACCAGAACAAUACACCAGCAACAACUUCGAGCUCGUCUCCGGUGGAGCCAACUUCGAAAAGCCCGACGACUACUCGGCACUCCUCCCAGCCUGGCGCAUCAGCUACUUCAACAACAUCGUCGCUCGCGGUUGGGCACCGGACGCUACUCAGGCAGAGAAGGAUGCGGUUCAACGCGAUAUCAGCUUCACCAAGGUCGGGGCGAUGGAGAAGCAGGCGCCCGAUACGGGGGUGUAUAUGAACGAGGGCGAUCGUUUGGAUCCGAACUACAAGCAGGAUUAUUACGGUGAGCAUUACGAUCGUUUGGCCAGUAUCAAGGAGAAGGUGGAUCCGAAUGGGGUGUUCUACUGCCCAACUUGUGUGGGGAGCGAUGAGUGGAAGGAAGAUAGUACGGGGAGGUUAUGUAGAGUGUAG
Messenger RNA from Saxophila tyrrhenica, 1773 nucleotides. RefSeq lists its product as uncharacterized. The record is from RefSeq and is a predicted model, not a curated record. The coding region runs from base 1 to 1773 and encodes 590 amino acids. NCBI's taxonomy places the organism in Eukaryota, Fungi, Ascomycota, Dothideomycetes, Mycosphaerellales, Extremaceae. Gene Ontology annotation, molecular function: FAD binding; oxidoreductase activity. The transcript has 4 exons.